This is a messenger RNA of Mesorhabditis spiculigera, 882 nucleotides long. Lineage: Eukaryota; Metazoa; Nematoda; Chromadorea; Rhabditida; Rhabditidae. The record is from the annotation of a GenBank genome assembly.
AUGACGACGGUGGCCAAAAAUUUGCACAAGAAGAAUAAGGACUAUCAGCCGCUCGUCGACGAGGCCAAAACAUGGUACGAACGAUGCGACCCGGCGGCACUCGACACCAAAGACUACAAGAAGACCAGCGCCGAACUCCUCGCCGAGUCCAGCGAAGAUACCAAGAAGGCCUUCUGGGGCGAUCGCAAAGAAAGCGAGAUCACCGACAAGGUGGAGAAAGAGCUGCAGAUGCUUAUCAUUCGCUGCUCGCCCGUAACCUCGUCGCGCCUCUAUAUCUUUGCAGUUCUUGUGAUGCUGCUGGCCAUCGUAUCCGCCGUCGUCUCGUGCAUCGGCCUGAAAAAGGAGACUCAAUUCAUUUGGCACAUUCCGGUGCUCGCCUUUACCGUGGUGAUGUUCUGCAUCUCCGGCUUUGCCAUCUACCAGGCCACCAUCUAUCUAGCACGCGGCCCAGUCAUCUACGCCAUCUACGCGGGCCUGAUCGUCGCCUACAUCGUGCACACCUUCCAGGAGAAGGCGCGCCGCGAGAACCAGGCCGCUAUAAACGCCCAUUUUCACAUCCUCUACCCGCUCGGUGGCGUCAUGUGUAUUUGCGUCAAGCUGCUACUAGGCUGCUCGCACGGGUGGACUAUCACCCUGUUCCUCAUCGUGGCCGUCGUUGCCCUCAUCUCCAGCUACAGCCUCAAAUCCAUACAAGGCCCGUGUGGUUGCGCGUAUGCUCUUCUCAGCAUCCAGGACACAGCAAUUGACAAGCAGUACGAGGCUGAUCGGGAGUUUUGGGACACGGCCUGCAAGGAGUUCAGCGCCGACAGCGAGACCGUCCAAUCCGACCAGACGGACGCAUUCAAAAAUUGGCUGGAACGGGUCAACGUGGGUAAAAACAUU